AUGCCUUUUGGAUUAAAUGUAUCUUCUAAGAACACACUAAUAUUUAGUUGCAUCGCUGGUGGCAUUGCCGGCCUUGUCUAUUCCAGUAAAAGAUGCGCCCAAGAUACCAAAGCCGGACUUACCCAACGAGUUUCUUUCCUCGCCGAUAGACCAAAUGAAAACUUAAAAAAAUUCGAACCCACACCCACUGAAGAAAUUAAUUAG
This is a messenger RNA of Mucor mucedo, 204 nucleotides long. RefSeq lists its product as uncharacterized. The record is from RefSeq and is a predicted model, not a curated record. The coding region runs from base 1 to 204 and encodes 67 amino acids. The transcript has 2 exons. NCBI's taxonomy places the organism in Eukaryota, Fungi, Mucoromycota, Mucoromycetes, Mucorales, Mucoraceae.